GAAAUUAUGCGUGGGAACGCGAGUGGAAGUUCGUCCCGCGUCGAGGACGAGCGGGUUAGCGAUGAGCGGACACCGCUGCUCAAGUCGACGACGGAUCAACCUCAGGAUGGACGUCCUGAGCCAGCCAGCGAGACGCCGGGGGAUGUCACUGAGCGAGGAGUGCCUGAAGGACAAGAGGAGGAGACGACGGUUGUCGCAGAGGAGGUGUCGUUUGCAAAGCUGGCCCUCAUCUUUUCCUCGGCGUGGGUUGGCGUCUUCCUGGGCGCCAUCGACUCGACCAUCAUCGCGACUCUCUCGGGUCCCAUCUCGAGCGAGUUCCACUCCCUCAGUCUGCUUUCGUGGCUGGCAACCGCCUAUCUAAUCUCCAAUGCCGCGUGCCAGCCAAUUUCAGGCCGCCUCACCGACAUCUUUGGCCGCGGACCUGGCCUGGUUUUUAGCAACAUCUUUUUCGCGGCUGGCAACCUCAUCUGCGGCCUGGCGCGUGAUGAGUCUGUUAUGAUCCUUGGACGAGUUGUUGCGGGUAUUGGAGGCGGUGGAUUGAUGAGUAUCUCGACUUUCUUGGGCUCGGAUCUCGUCCCGUUGCGCAAGAGAGGCAUUGUCCAGGGCUUGGGCAACAUUUGCUACGGCUCUGGAGCUAUGCUGGGCGGUGUCUUUGGAGGCUUCAUCAACGAUCAUACUGCCUGGGGCUGGAGGCUGGCCUUUUUGAUCCAGGUUCCUCCUGUUCUUCUGUCAGCCGUGGCUGUUGCGUUCUUGGUCAAGGUGCCCCCGAAGCAGUCGGACAAGUCGUAUCUCGCGCGCAUCGACUUUGUAGGAGCUCUUCUUACAUCAUCGUUCCUGGUGCUGCUACUUCUAGGCCUCAACUCUGGCGGCAAUCUCGUCCCCUGGAUUCAUCCUCUGCCGCUGACGACUAUCCCUUUGGCCGUCAUCACCUUUGGACUGUUCCUGUUUUGGGAGAGCAGAGCUCGGCAGCCUAUUAUCCCUGUCAAACUGCUCCUUGAACGGACUGUGCUGGCUGCUUGUCUCUGCAACCUCGUCUGCAGCAUGGUCGUCAUGGCGGGCAUCUUCUACGUUCCGCUCUACCUGCAAGUGCGCGGUGCCAGCGCCACCCAGUCUGGAGUUCAGCUUCUGCCUUCACCCGUUGGUAUCUCUGUUGGCUCGCUCUCUUCGGGCUACAUUAUGAAGAAGACGGGGAGAUACACCAAGCUGGGCGUUGCGGGUCUGCUCGUCCUCAUCCUGGGAGUCGUCCUCUUCACGGUCCAGGACGAGCAUAGCCCCUCGUGGCUGACUGCGACCGCUUUCUUCUUUGUCGGUUCUGGCUACGGCUCCAUGCUCACGACGACACUUCUUGCCUGCAUUGCCGCCGUGGACCACUCCCAGCAGGCCGUGAUUACGUCUGCAACUUAUCUCGCUCGAAGCCUCGGUGGCACUGUGGGGGUGACCAUUGGCUCCGCAGUCUACCAAAACAUCCUCAAGGCCCGUCUGUGGGAGCGGUUCGGCGACGAGCCCGGCGCCGCGGACGAGAUCAGCCGAAUCCGGGAUGACCUCGAAGAGCUCAAGCACCUUCCCGAGGGGUGGUAUGAUGGGGUUAUGGCCUCCUUCAUGGAGGCUUUCAGGGGCGUGUGGUUGACUCUGCUGGGCAUGUCCAUCCUGGCGCUCAUCUGCGUUUCUAUGAUGAGGCAGCACACUCUACACUCAAAUCUCGAGAGGCGGUAA
Fusarium falciforme is the source of this 1713-nucleotide messenger RNA. Its product is annotated as MFS domain-containing protein. Lineage: Eukaryota; Fungi; Ascomycota; Sordariomycetes; Hypocreales; Nectriaceae. Gene Ontology annotation, biological process: basic amino acid transport; transmembrane transport. Gene Ontology annotation, cellular component: fungal-type vacuole membrane. Gene Ontology annotation, molecular function: basic amino acid transmembrane transporter activity. The transcript is spliced from 2 exons. The record is from RefSeq and is a predicted model, not a curated record. The coding region runs from base 7 to 1713 and encodes 568 amino acids.